Molecule: messenger RNA, 4099 nt
Organism: Habropoda laboriosa
Lineage: Eukaryota; Metazoa; Arthropoda; Insecta; Hymenoptera; Apidae
Product: latrophilin Cirl-like
Exons: 16
Coding region: 7-3969 (1320 amino acids)
Biological process (GO): cell surface receptor signaling pathway; adenylate cyclase-activating G protein-coupled receptor signaling pathway
Cellular component (GO): membrane
Molecular function (GO): G protein-coupled receptor activity; carbohydrate binding
Source: RefSeq, a predicted model, not a curated record
UUCACGAUGGAGUGCCGCAAGGGUCGACGGAAAGGUCUACUCAGUGGCCUGGUGUUUGCGUGGCUCCUAACCAGCGGUUGUACCGUCGCGGCGCGAAAUAUAGAGAGGUACGACACCGCGUACGCCUGCGAAGGCAAAACAUUAUGGAUCGAGUGCGGCGAGGGAAAGCUGAUCCACCUCAUCAGAGCGAACUAUGGAAGGUUCUCGAUAACGAUAUGCAACGAGCACGGGAACACCGACUGGAGCGUCAACUGCAUGUCGCCCAAGUCCUUCCGGGUGCUGAACAGCGAGUGCAACGACCAGCAGAACUGCAGCAUUGUUGCGUCGACGCUGCAAUUCGGCGAUCCCUGUCCCAACACGCACAAGUACCUCGAGGCGCACUAUCGUUGCGUGUCCGCGGCAACAACCACGACAACGUCCCGUCCGAGUCCACCGUGGUUCAUGACUUCUCAGCCGAGCGUUUGGAGCACGGCUAAGCCGACUGUCAGGCCUCCCUCUAGGAUUACCACACCCCCGGCACAACAGCCGCCGCAGCCGCCAGCACCGUCCACCCCGGCGCUUCCAAUAACCACCACCCCAAGUCCAACGUCGACGAGGUCGUCGGUCGAUAUGGAGGACGUCGAAGUGGACCAAGACUUAAUACUUCCCCCGAACGUUCCGUCUGCGAACGGACCUGCGGUGCCACCGAUCGUUCUUGAAACCACUCCGGCCACAACCACGUCGACCUUUGCCUCUUGGAGAACGAGUCGAAGGACCACUGUGCCGAGCACGCUGUACCCGGAGUCCAGCUCGAAUGGCCAAUGGUACGACUAUGGUAGACAAGUGUGUCCCCCGGUGAUAGCCAGGAACCUGUCGUGGAACACGACCAAGGCUGGCGACGUGGCUGUGCAGAGUUGUCCAGGCGGUGCCAACGGUUUGGCGCGGUGGAGAUGCUUGGCCAGAGGCGACACGGCCUUCUGGCUACGGGACAGUCCGGAUCUAAGCGAGUGUCGCUCCGUUUGGCUCACCACGCUUGAGAACAGGGUGACAGAGGGUGACGUGAUCCUUGGAAUCAGUCGUGAGCUGUCACAGGUGACCAACAACAGCAGAGGUCUCUACGGUGGUGAUAUGAUGAUCACGACUAAGAUCAUCAAGAACAUGGCCGAGAAGAUGGCGCAGGAUAUAAGGACGUAUCAGGAUUCGAAUCAAAGGGAGGUCAGUGUGACUGAAUUGUUGCAAGGUGUGGUAAGGACAGGUAGCAACCUGCUGGACAAAGCGCAAAUGGCAUCGUGGAAGGACCUGAGCCAUCAGGAACAGAUGAGAGUCGCGACCUCACUAUUGAUCGGACUCGAGGAGAACGCGUUUUUACUAGCAGACACGUUGAUGCACGAGAAAACGAUCACACACGAGGGAAGAAAUAUACUAAUGGAAGUGCGCGUGUUAGAUGCCCGGAACAUCGGCGACGAUCUCGAAGUGUUCCCAACGGAGGCAGCUCAACAGAGGUGGACAGCUUCGAACGACCGUGUCGAGCUGACCAGAGGAGCUUUGCUAGAGAACAGCGAGGGUGGUAUUGUCCGUUUGGUCUUCAUGGCCUUUGACAGGCUCGAGGAGAUCCUGCAGCCACAAGCCGAGGUAUCGUCGUUGGUCAUGAACGACGAACCACAGCCGUUGCCGAAAAGGAACACGACCAGGCUUCUGAACAGCAAAGUGAUCUCGGCGUCUUUGGGCAAAGGAAGGCACAUACAACUCAGCGAACCCGUCAGAGUCUACUUCAAGCAUCUGUCCAUUGAGAACGUCACCAAUCCGACUUGCGUGUUCUGGGACUACAUCUUGAGCGCUUGGUCGGCAGAGGGUUGUGAAAUACGUAAAACCAACGAGACUCAUACCGUUUGCGAAUGCAAUCAUCUCACGAAUUUUGCCGUUCUCAUGGACGUCCAUGCUGUUAGAUUGGACAUCGCUCAUCAGGUCGCUUUGCAGAUCAUCACUUACAUCGGUUGCAUUAUCUCUGUGGUCUGCCUUGUUCUGGCAAUUUUGACCUUUCAAUUAUUUCGCGGACUAAAGUCUGACAGAACCACCAUCCACAAGAAUCUCUGUGUGUGCCUGUUGAUCGCGGAAAUUUUAUUCGUUUGCGGAAUCGGACAAACGAACCAGAGAAUUGUCUGCGGUAUCGUCGCCGGAUUGCUGCACUUCUUUUUCCUCUGCGCAUUCGCCUGGAUGUUCCUCGAAGGAUUCCAAUUAUACGUGAUGCUUAUCGAGGUGUUCGAAGCGGAGAAGUCAAGGCUUCGCUGGUACUAUCUGGUCGCUUACGGUGCACCGUUGCUGGUCGUAGCCAUUUCUUGUAUAAUCGAUCCUCUCAGUUACGGCACCGAUCGAUAUUGCUGGCUACGAGCGGACAACUACUUCAUCUUCAGCUUCGUUGGACCCGUGAUACUCGUUAUACUGGCAAACUUGGUAUUCCUGUCGAUGGCGAUUUACAUGAUGUGCCGGCACGCAAACACAACCGUAGCGAUGAAGAGUAAGGAGCACUCACGAUUGGCCAGUGCAAGUGGAAAGGAAGAGAAUGCUCUUCCCAACAAAUUGCAAGCGCACUUGGCAUGGCUGAGAGGCGCGAUCGUCCUGGUCUUUCUACUGGGACUCACCUGGACAUUCGGGCUCCUCUACUUGAACCAAGAGUCCGUCGUGAUGGCGUACAUCUUCACCAUAUUGAAUAGUCUGCAGGGGCUGUUUAUCUUUGUGUUCCAUUGUGUUCAGAACGAGAAGGUGAGGAAGGAAUACAGGAAGUUCGUGCGACGCCACUCCUGGCUGCCCAAGUGCCUCAGGUGCUCGAAGACGGUGACCGGAAGCUCCGGUGGUUCUUCCGGUACCAGCGGUGGCGCCGGUGGCGCAAACGGCGGCAAGGACUUCGCCUCGCACAACACCUCGUCGAAUCCGUCGGCGCCGACAACAGACAGUUCCGGAUUGUCGCCUCACGCCGCCUCCAAUUACUUGGCGUCCGGUCGAAGCUGGGCGAUAGUCGAUAGGCAGCCGGCAGUAACAGUGCCAGGUGAAUCCUCUCCAACAGAGGCUCACAUCGUUGCCACCCUGCCGUACGCCCGUCACGCCUUCUUACCCUCAGCUCCCAAUAUCCCCAAAUCUGCCACCGCCACUUGGGGCCACCUUAACAAAAACCUCAUGUGGAAGAACAUUUCUUUUAAAUCGUAUUCCCGCGACUCCGGCCAUGGCGGCUCCGAGCAAGAAGAUUCUCCCAGGACGCACAACACCCUGACACUGGGCCACUCCGGACGAAAUCGUGGUGCAAGGGGCAUGAACGAGAACAACGAGAUCAGCGGCAACAGAACUACCGGCGGCGGUGGUGGCGGUAGAAGAGCGGCGAUUCCGUACAAGCACAAAUACACGGAGAUCAUCGACGGCCGCGCGAACGGACCGGGACAUCAUCAACUUCACGCCCAUCACGGUCAACACGUGCACAUUCCGCGAGAUCUGACCAACGAGGACGAACCAGUGUACGAAGAGAUCGAACGCGGUGGCGUCGGUGGCGGAGGCGAGAUUCAAGUGUCGGACAUGUCUGACGAGGACGGCAGGAGGCAGAGCGACAUGAGUAGACAAUCUUCGAGGAGUUACGGCGAUCACAGGCCAUUGAUACCGUAUUCACCUGCCGCCGAUAGGAAUCUGGUGCAUUACGGGCAAACGUUAACGGAUCGCGGAGGUGGAGGAGGCGGUGCUAUACACUGCGACCCGUCUGAGUAUAGUCCAGCGGUAGCGGUGGAGAGGACCUUGAACACUUGCUGGGAGAAACUACGAAAGCAGCAGGCAUGGUACGAGCGAGGUGAUCUGCCACGACUUCCGGCCAGCUACGGUAUACAACCUCAGCACGAUCACACGCGAACAGUAGCGGUCUUAGACGGCCACACGGUCGUCUGUCAUCUGCAGCCGCAGACGGACAUGUACACAGGCCGUGGGAUGCCACCGCCUUCCUACAGCGAAUGUUAGGACGCCAUUGGUCGCAGGAUCUUGUCGUCCUCUUCGUCUUCCUGCACGAGGACGAUGGAUACUCUCCUCGCUGUCGAGACGACACGCCGUCGUAUUUGGUGACGGCGUGGUGAUCGAUGUAUAAAUUGGG